Messenger RNA from Nothobranchius furzeri (turquoise killifish), 2007 nucleotides. The record is from RefSeq and is a predicted model, not a curated record. Lineage: Eukaryota; Metazoa; Chordata; Actinopteri; Cyprinodontiformes; Nothobranchiidae.
CCGUGCGUCUGCCGCCAACAUGUUAAUUUCACAGAAGAACCAUUUCGCAUUUUGGAAGAUCUCAACAAAGCAGACCUGUUUCAAUUUAAUCAAAAACGUCAAAAACAUUUUUGAAAACCGACAAUGUACGCCAGGACGAAUGCAGGGAGCACGCAUGGAGACUUUCAGGACAGAAACGGAGUGAACUACGUGUCAUCGACAGAGUCUUUCGGCCACUGCUCUCAAUUGUUCUGGAAAAAGGACCCGAACGAUUCAGGACCAAGUUCCACCAUCAGCUGGUGUGAUCAGCUGCCAUCAUCCUCAGCAUCACUCUCCAGCUCCGCUCUCUCCAUGGAGUCACGAGCUCCGCCUCCACCAGCAACAACAGCAUCAGAUGACAUGGAGUCCGAUGAAAGGCCGUACGUCUGCGAUCUGUGCAGCUGUGCCUACAAACAUGCCAGCUCGCUGCUCAACCACAAGCUCACACACAGGACAGGAGACUUCAAGUGCGAUUUCUGCAGCAAACCCUACACCAACUACAUGUCUCUGCGCAAUCACAUGCGAAUUCAUGGCCAGAAGCGUUACAUGUGCGACCUGUGUGGGAAGGCCUUUCGCCUGGCAAGGUACCUCCGUAACCACCAGAGAAUACACGACGAUGGGCCCAACCGCUUCGACUGUCCUUCCUGCUGUAAGAGCUACAGAACCAUGCUGGAGUUGGCGCAGCACCGCUGCAGUGCAGCGGCGUCCCAUCAGAACCGGUUCAGCUGCCCGUCCUGCUUUAAGAGCUACAGAACCAUGCUGGACCUGGCCCAGCACCGCUGCAGCGCCGCGGCCAAAAACCAGGUUGGUGUGAGCGUGAGUGCGCACGUGUGAAGCAGUCGCCUGAGCGAUGUGUAGUUGUGGGCCAGGGCUAAGAUCAGGAAAUGUUACACAUGUGAUGGGCAGGAUGAACUUGCCCGUCACGCAUGUCGAACCUGGGUCGACGAAGCCUCCGACGUCUGUAAACAAACACGCAUUAGCCACACUUUAUAACAGCCCAGCAACACUCGAUACAUUAGAUGAAACAAAGGACCACUUACAGAUGGUAAUGAUGGACUUCCUUUGGGACUGCGGUUUUUUUCAGCCGCCUGAGGCUCCUUCGCCCGCUGUGUUGUAUCCACGCGCCAUGCAGUGGCGGCUUACAGCGGUGCUUUGUCCUAAUGUAGUCCCAAGUCUAAACCUGCUCCUGGAAUUCCUUCGUGUUACUUCUUACUUUUCGUUAGCAGUCCACGUGAUUAUUGGGCUCACCAGGAACUCGAGUCAUUUUAAUCACUUUUGCACACAAAAUGCUAACUUCUGCUAUUCGCUUCCAUUGUUUAUGCUAAGCUAAAGCAGACAGAUGGCUGCCAGACCAGGAGAAUUACUGCGCUGGUUACUAAAUGCUUUUCUCUCACUUAUCUAACUCUGGGAAAUACAGAAAUAGACAAAGUUUCACUUAGGGGUGGAAUGUCCUUUCAAGUAGGUGCUAUACAAAUACAGGCCACUCACCAUUACCACAUGAGGAAUAAACUUAUUUUAUUUUCAUGGUCACAGAUACAAUGUUUUUUAAUAAAAAUCUGUUACGAGGGUUUCUACCUUACUGAAUGUAAAUUAAUUGUAAAAAUACAUACGUCAUCAAGUAAUUACCAAAGUAUUCUCAGAUAGUCAUGUAUACAUAUAUAAACCUAUCAUUUCCAUGUUCGUAAAGGAAAUGUUUAUUUCUGUUAACAGUUGUUUACCUUUUCAUGUCAUAGCGACACAAAUUAAUUAAUUUAAAAAAAUUUCAUAUUUAUUUACAAAUUGCUGAACAAUAUUCACAUUGUCUUGAUUACAUGAGUAAUCACAUUAUUAUGUAGGGAUGUUCUCAUCACGUAUUUUUUUCCUGAUCCGAUCCAAGUCUGCCCAUACCGACUCCCGAUCUGAUACAUUUCAGCGAAGCGCUAAAAUAGAAAUAAAACACAUCUGUUUCACUUUCACAUACACUGAUUUAAAAAAUGUGUGCGUACAUAU